This is a messenger RNA of Schizosaccharomyces osmophilus, 2010 nucleotides long. RefSeq names its product serine/threonine protein kinase Ppk16 (gene ppk16). Gene Ontology annotation, cellular component: cytoplasm. Gene Ontology annotation, molecular function: protein serine/threonine kinase activity; ATP binding. Lineage: Eukaryota; Fungi; Ascomycota; Schizosaccharomycetes; Schizosaccharomycetales; Schizosaccharomycetaceae. The record is from RefSeq and is a predicted model, not a curated record. Gene Ontology annotation, biological process: protein phosphorylation; intracellular signal transduction. The transcript is spliced from 4 exons. The coding region runs from base 1 to 2010 and encodes 669 amino acids.
AUGAAGAAGAAUGAAAGGGCAAAUUUAUCGGCCUCUUAUAAUGAUCUAAUUGCGAGCAUCACCAAUCCUCGAAUUACGAUCAUUGGAACAUAUCGCGUUGAAAGCGUCGUCGGUGAGGGGAGUUUUGGAAAAGUGUACCUUGCAGUUCAUCUCCUUACAAACACAAAGGUCGUUCUGAAAUCGUCUUCUCGUAGAGAGGCUGUCAUUUUAGCCCGAGAAAUUCAUCAUCAUCGUCGGUUGUUGCAUCCCAACAUCACGCGCCUGUAUGAAGUGAUAUGUGCGGAAGAUCGAAUCUACCUAGCAAUGGAGUAUUGCCCCAAUGGGGAAUUGUAUGAAUUUGUCUCUCGUCAAGAGGCGUUGACUGAAAAGAAGGCUUGCAAGCUGUUUUGGCAAUUGUGUUGCGCUAUUAAAUAUUUACACACGCAAGGCUGUGUUCAUCGCGACUUGAAACUUGAAAACAUUUUUCUAGACAAAAAUUUCGAUAUUAAAAUUGGUGAUUUUGGGUUUUCAAGGGACACUGAUUGUUCACGCCGAACGUUUAUGAGUACACGCUGCGGCACUGUAGCCUACUGUGCUCCUGAAAUUGUUCUCGGUCAGAAAUAUAUUGGCGAAUGCGCCGAUAUUUGGUCUCUUGGUAUUAUCAUGUAUGCAAUGUUGGUCGGUCGUUUGCCAUUUGAUGAAGACGACACCAGUCUGACCGAACAUAAAAUUAUAAAUGAACAGCCAUUCAUACCAGAAACGAUAUCCCCUAAUGCAACUGACUUACUUAUUCGCUUGUUACGCAAAGAUUAUCGUUUCCGACCUUCCAUCGACCAAAUCAUCUCCCAUCCUUUUUUUCGGGAUAAUAGAUAUCAUUUCUCAUCAAUUAAAGAUGUUACGAUAUCUACUAAAGCAGACGAUAAAGUUCGUCGAAGGCUGGAAUUGGUCGGCGUCGAUAUCGGUCAACUGAACUUGAGUAUUUCUGAAAAACGUUGUGAUCUUUUAUAUGGGUGGUGGCUAUUGCUACUUGAAAAGGAAACAAAAAAGGAGAACAAGAAAAUUCAUUUGUUUUAUUUGCAACAUUCCAAGGGAAAGUCUUCUUCCUUUCAUAUCCCGCCGUCUUCCCCCUCAUUAGAAACCGCCGAGGUGUCUGUAACCUCUAAUAAUUCAAAAUUCAAUAAUUCUUCUCGGUCUUACCCUGGACAAAGCACUGGGAACUUGCUUUCUACGUUCAAAAGUUGGUUGCUUGAUUCUAAGUCUAAACAUACCUCGCGGACGGCUUCCCCAAGCUUUGAUACUGUUUCAACGUCUUCGAAAUGCUCAAAAAACAGUAAAAUUCUUAGAAAAAAGAAUUCCUUUGAUAGUACUUCAAGCAAAAAUGGAAGCGAUUAUAAACGGCCUUUCAACUCAGUUUCCUCGACGGAGGCGAUAGUGGUUCCUCGAAAGAGUCCCAUUGUUCAGCAGUCUUGUCCUUCCACAGAUCCUCAUUAUAGAAGAUCCAAGCCGAAAGAAGAAGAAAAGCAGAGCCUAUCUGUUUCUCCUACUUCUGAAAAAAACACUUCAGAGAAUUUUCAAUCACCGGCUUCAGUAUCUGAAGGAUCUCUAAUAUCUACCAGUCUUCCAAAUAUAAGUAAUCGUCUUUCCAAUUGUCGCGGAUGCAACUUGUCCCAGCUAUCAUCCGUAAAUUCUUCCAAGUCCUCUCUGACACGAUCAUAUUCGAAUCUAUCUUCGACGUCUUCAGCUUCGUUAGUAUCGAUUGUGUCUUCUCGUCCGUCAACUGGAUCUGGCACUCGACCUACAUCUUAUCAUCAUCCUAUAGAUCGUUUGCAUAAAAGCUUUCAAUUUUCCGGUGGCGAUUCCAAUAACACACGGGUUAAUGCUACUGCCAUCUUUACUAUUGGCGCUGCUCGUCGUAUAGCUCCAACCUCGUCGUCGUUAAUGUAUAAUAACCAAAAUUUUGUACAGGAGGAAGAUGAGCCUGAAGAAAGUUUUACAUCCGAUUCUUCAAGGCAUUUUUCCGACAUUUUUUAG